Messenger RNA from Diospyros lotus (date-plum), 1855 nucleotides. RefSeq lists its product as uncharacterized. Gene Ontology annotation, molecular function: ATP binding; protein kinase activity. The record is from RefSeq and is a predicted model, not a curated record. Gene Ontology annotation, biological process: spliceosomal complex assembly; protein phosphorylation; regulation of mRNA processing. The transcript is spliced from 4 exons. Lineage: Eukaryota; Viridiplantae; Streptophyta; Magnoliopsida; Ericales; Ebenaceae. The coding region runs from base 291 to 1622 and encodes 443 amino acids.
AAGAAAAGAAUGGCGAGAGAGAGAGAGGAGGGGAGGUGGGGGGCUACGGAAGGCCACCACGCAACGAUAUAUAACAGUCUCUAUCUCUAAAAUUAAUCAAUCUAUCAUCUUGCAUACACACACUCUCUCUCUCUCUUUCUCUAUAUAUAUUUGUAUCUUCAGCAUUGAUCUCCUCUCAUUCCACGACGAGUCGUGAUCUAUAUCCGAAUCGGUGGUGGUAAGAUCAGACGAAGGGGAGCGGAUUGUGUAUUGUGUUGGAGAGGGAGAGAGAGAGGGGGAGGAUUGUCAGGAUGUCGCGCUCGUCGUCGAGCGGGUCGGAGGAUGAAGAUGAGGGAAUUGAUUCGUACCGGAAAGGAGGCUAUCACGCCGUGAGGGUCGGCGAUUCCUUCGCCGGCGGCCGGUACAUCGCGCAGCGCAAGCUCGGUUGGGGUCAGUUCUCCACCGUCUGGCUCGCUUACGACACUGUUUCCUCCAGAUACGUUGCCCUUAAAAUCCAGAAAAGUGCUGCACAAUUUGUUCAAGCUGCUCUCCACGAAAUUGAAGUUCUUUCUGCCAUUACCAAUGGGGACCCUUCAAAUAGUAAGUGUGUAGGACGAUUGGUUGAUCACUUUAAACACACGGGCCCAAACGGACAGCAUUGGUGUAUGGUCCUCGAGUUCCUUGGUGAUAGCCUGCUCCAGCUGAUCAAACGUAACCGCUAUAAAGGCCUACAUCUGAAUAGAGCGCGGGAGAUAUGCAAAUGCAUUUUGAUUGGGUUGGAUUAUCUGCACAGGGAACUUGGUAUUAUACAUACAGACCUAAAACCUGAAAAUGUUCUUCUCAUUUCUACUAUUGAUCCUGCCAAAGACCCUAUGAGGUCUAAUCUCCCCCCGAUUCUUGAAAGGCCUGAGGGGAAUCCAAAUGGUGGAGUCACCAUAAAUCUUAUUGAAAAGAAGUUAAAGCGAAGAGCGAGGAGAGCAGUGGCUAGGAUAUCGGGAAGACGAUCUUCGACGGGAGGGAGUCCAAAAUCACAAAGAUGCCUGGAUGGGAUUGAUAUGAAGUGCAAGGUUGUGGAUUUUGGAAAUGCUUGUUGGGCUGAUAAGCCGUUUACUGAAGAGAUUCAGACCAGGCAGUAUAGAGCCCCUGAAGUUAUACUUCGCUCUGGAUACUCUUUCUCUGUUGAUAUGUGGUCAUUUGGUUGCAUGGCCUUUGAGCUUGCUACAGGAGAAAUGAUGUUUACUCCGAAGGGUGGACAAGGAUUUAGUGAGGAUGAGGAUCAUCUGGCUUUGAUGAUGGAACUCCUAGGGAAGAUGCCACGGAAGAUAGCGAUAGGGGGGGCCCGAUCAAAAGAUUACUUUGACAGACAUGGGGAUCUGAAGAGGAUUCGGAGGCUGAAAUACCGGCCACUUGAUCGAUUAAUGGUUGACAAAUACAAAAUUUCUGACUCUGAUGCUCGAGAGCUUGCAGAGUUUCUUUCUCCCCUCCUCGAUUUUGCGCCUGAGAAUAGACCAACUGCUCAGCAGUGUCUACAGCACCCAUGGCUCAAUACCCGGAAUCUGACGCAGAAUGAAGUUAAGAAUGAACCUAGUAUUGAAAAAGUGAAUGUUGGGAUGGGCAACCUUCAGAUUAAGGUGGGAAAGUGAAGGGAUGGGAGGUCACUUUGCUGGAAGACCUCUUCUAUGGCCCGCCCGCCCUCCUCCUGUACAAGUAUAUCAUUGCUUAUGAUUUGUUUUUAUUUCCCUUUUUUAACUUUUUUGGCUCUUUUGAUUUGAUGGUUAUCUGAUAAGAUCUCAUUUUUUGCUUCACAAAAGAUGUAACAUAGCGGAUGAUUAUUCUGACGAAAUAACAUCAAUGGGCGCGAAUUUUGACACGGAAA